This is a messenger RNA of Blepharisma stoltei, 588 nucleotides long. Lineage: Eukaryota; Ciliophora; Heterotrichea; Heterotrichida; Blepharismidae. The record is from the annotation of a GenBank genome assembly.
AUGGGGAUUGAAUAUUCAUGCUUGAAGAACGACCUUAGACUCAACAAUGAUGAAAUAUUCAUUCAAGAAAAUAAAGAAUUAGCAACAGCUCAAGAGCUCACUCAUGAAAGCCAUGAUUCUGAAAUUAUUAUUGGGGCUCAAACAACUGGCCAAAAAAAUAAACGUUACUAUAUUGAAAUCCAAAGCGCAGCAAGAGGCUAUUUAGUUAGAAGAGAAUGAUCUGCUAUAAAAAAAAUAAAUCAGGAUAAAAAUGAAGAAAGUAAAGAACCAUCUGAACAUAAAAGUAAAGAAAAAAAGCAUGAUAAAAGUACCUCAAAAUAUUCUGCUAAUACCCUGCAAACUUCUACUUAUUCCUAUUUUACUCAAGAAAAUGGAGCCACUUAUGAAGGCGAUUUGAAUGAAAAAGGAGAAAAGCAUGGAGAAGGUAUUGAAAUUUACCCAAACGGAUGUAAAUAUGUAGGAUUUUAUAAAAAUAAUUUACGAGCGGAAUUGGAAGCUAUGUUUUCGCAAAUGGGAAUGUUUAUCAAGGAGAGCUUGACAAAGGACAGCCCAAUGGAAAAGGAGUUUUUCAUGUUAAUGGGAGAAUAA